CUUUGUUGCUCCUUUACCAAAGCUCCUUCUACUCGUGAAUUUCUUUCAAUGGAAGUCCGGCAAAUCUAACCGUUUUAUGUUCCCUUUUUCUCAAUCAUGGACUCUCCUAGCCCGCCUUCAAUGCGGGUUUUGACCCGCCCACCUCCUUCACCCGUACCCACUUCUUCGAAUCCUCCCCCUCCGUUACCAGCCUCCUCACCUUCACUUCCCCGCUCUCCCGACGGCGUCGUGGUGGUGGGUUUCGUAUCUCGGAGACCCGACAAUUCUUCCCAGCUCAUUAACAGAGUUGUAGACUCCAACGUGUUCGGGUCAGGUCAAAUGGACCGGGUUUUGUCUCUUGACAGAGAUGAACUCAGUGAUUGGUUCAAGCAUAUGAGGAUUAAUUACUAUCAUGAAGAAGAUAAAGGGAUCUUGUUCCUACAAUUUUCUUCAAAUGGAUGCCCGGUUUUUGAUGGGUCAAUGACUUCCGGGUCGGAUUUUGAUGGGGUUGUGGAGGAACGGGAGUUCGAGGAUCUUCAAGGCUUGCUUUUUAUGUUCUCUGUGUGCCACAUUAUUGUAUACAUUCAGGAGGGAUCUUGUUUCAAUACUCAAAAUUUGAAAAAAUUUCGGGUGUUGCAAGCUGCUAAGCAUGCAUUAAUCCCAUAUGUAAGAUCUCGAACAUCACCAUUGCCAUCAAAGCCUCAUUCUUCCUCAUCUUCUCGCUCUUCAGCAACAGCAAUUGCUGCCAAAACUUCUCCAGGUAGAACUGGUGGCAUGUUAGGUCGCAAUGCGUCAGCUAUCUCUCUCAUGUUAGGUGUAGGUUCUUAUACUUCUUUGUUUCCAGGCCAGUGUACCCCGGUGAUGCUAUUUGUUUUCAUUGAUGAUUUCUCUGAUGUACCUAAUUCUAAUGCUAAUAACAUCGAGGAGUCAGUAAAGGCAUCCUCACUUAAUCAUUCAUCUAGUUCAAGCAGUUUAGCAAAGCCAAUGUUGCCCACGAAAGGUUCUGCCUCUGUAGUAGUGUUAGCACGUCCUGCAAGUAAUUCUGAAGGUGGUUUCCGGAAGAAACUGCAGUCAUCCCUCGAGGCACAGAUCCGUUUUUUAAUUAAGAAAUGCCGAACACUAUUGGGUUCAGAAGACAGCCACAGUGGGCCAAGAAGUGCGAGUGUUUCAAAUUCAGCCCCUCUGUUUUCGCUUGAUGCAUCCAGGGCUGUUGUGCUGUUGGACAAGUCAACAACUAAGAAUGGGGAAUCUCUGGAGUUUGCCACUGGUCUUGUGGAAGAUGUUUUGAAUGGAAAAGCGACUUCAGAUUCUUUUUUGCUCGAAACUCAUAGUCAAAGUUCAAGCAAAGAAGAUCUAUCAUCUUUAAAGGAAUUUAUCUACAGGCAGUCAGAUAUUUUGAGGGGAAGAGGGGGAUUGACUAACACCAAUAGUGGCCCUGCUGCUGGUGUUGGUUUGGUGGCCGUUGCUGCCGCCGCCGCCGCCGCCUCAACUGCCUCUGCGAAGACAUUGACUACGCCUGAACUCCCAACUUUAGAUAUAUGGCUGUCUUCUAGUCGGCUUAUUUUGCAUGGACUACUCUCUGCAAAGCGUGGUUUUAUAGAUGAAACUGAGAUUGGUAAAAGAAAACCUCGUCGAAGAACUGCUUCUGACCAGGGUGAAGGGGUUGCUUCUAGAAGCAGCGAAUCUCUAGAUAUUGCAGUAUCUUGGUUGGAAAGUGGUAAAGGGAUUAACACAAAGUUUUCUAGUUUGUGGUGUGAAAGGGCCCUUCCAGCUGCAAAAGAGAUUUAUUUGAAAGAUUUGCCUGCUUGGUAUCCCACAUCACAGCAUGAAGCUCAUUUGGAAAGGGCUCUGCAUACUUUUCAUUCAAUGGUCAGGGGACCUGCAGUGGAACUGUUUGCAAAGAAGCUGGAGGAAGAAUGCACAUCAAUAUGGAAGUCUGGAAGACAACUUUGUGAUGCUGUUAGUUUGACUGGAAAACCAUGUUUGCACCAAAGACAUGACAUUGAGACAGAUGAGUUACCUUCAGGAGCUUUGAUGAAACCUCAUUCAAGUGGAUAUGUCUUUCUUCAUGCUUGUGCUUGUGGUCGGACGCGGAGAUUGCGAUCUGACCUUUUCGAUUUUGAAUCGGCAAACAUUUCCUCCAAUUCCUUUUCCUGACUGUGACAAGCUUCUGUCAGCGCUCCAGCUACCAGAAGUAAGCAGCAAAGGACCAAUUCAACCAUCUUCCUGGAGUUUGAUUCGUAUUGGCAGUGCAAGGUACUAUGAACCUUCUAAAGGCUUACUUCAGAGUGGGUUCAGU
This is a messenger RNA of Hibiscus syriacus, 2278 nucleotides long. RefSeq names its product protein SMG8-like. Gene Ontology annotation, biological process: nuclear-transcribed mRNA catabolic process, nonsense-mediated decay. The transcript has 2 exons. NCBI's taxonomy places the organism in Eukaryota, Viridiplantae, Streptophyta, Magnoliopsida, Malvales, Malvaceae. The record is from RefSeq and is a predicted model, not a curated record. The coding region runs from base 97 to 2136 and encodes 679 amino acids.